CGCCCGCCGUCAGCACGGCAAUUUCAAGAUGGCAGCGUCGUCGGCGCAUCCGAGCCUGAGCAGUGGCCGGGACCGCGGAGCGACGGGCAGCUGAGCGCCGUGACCUGAUACGACACGACACACCGACCCGCCCGCCCACCGGGCACUCCAGAGCCUCCCCAACUACGCGGGGGAACCGCCGCAAACCGGGCGCUCCUCCUCGGGCUGCGAACGAUGCGGACAGCUGGGGCGGCCAUUUGAGAAUCUAUAACCGAGAGACCGGCGCUCGGGGAGGGGGAGGGGGGGAGGGAGAGGAGCCUUCCAUCCUUCCCGCCCGCAGGCAGUGAUCAACGGCUGCCCGCUGAACCCCAGUUUCCUGGGAGGAGCCGCUUCACACCCCCGCCCCCUCCCUUCACCCCUUCCACAUCCCACCCCCUCCCUUUCUCUCCUCUCCUCUGCCUCCCCCCAUCUCCUCCUCCACCCGGAGGAUGAUGUGUUCGGCUCCGGCUCCUCACACAACCGGCGGUGGCGGUGGCGCCGCCUCCUUCUCUUGCACCUCACACCCGGACCCCGGCUACCCGCCCUCCGCGACCGCCGCUGCCGCCGGCUCCUCCUCCUCCUCCACCAGCUCUUUCCUGUACACGGACUCGCUGAUCUUCCCUGCCCCUGAUCCCCGGAUUGCUGCUACUGCUUCUGGAGGAGCAGGAGGGAUGGAAGCCGCCGGGCGGGUCCAGCACCAGCUGCUGUCAGGGAAGCUGCUCGGGAACAAGUACCGGCGGCUGUUCGCCGCCGCCCUGGACGCCCAGCACAGCAGAAAUAAAAAAGGUUUGAGCAAGAAGAAACUUAAAAGGAAGCAGAAGACUAAGUCCAAAGUGAAAACACGAACAAAGACAGAGAAUUUGGAAAAUGCAACGCCUAUUCCAGAUAUCAAAAUCCAUAGUAACCCUUCAGCCUUCAAUGUUUACUGUAAUGUACGGCACUGUGUUUUGGAGUGGCAAAGGAAAGAAGCCUCCCUGACUCUGGCCUCAAAGAAUUCAGUUCAGAGUGGAGAGUCGGACAGUGAUGAAGAGGAAGAAUCGAGGGAACCUCCAAUUAAACUACCUAAGAUCAUAGGAAUUGGACUUUGUGGUGUAUUUGAGCUUAUCAAAGAAACUCGGUUCUCUCAUCCUGCAUUGUGUCUGAGAAGUUUACAGGCUCUACUUGAUAUGCUUCAAGGACAACAGCCAGAAGGUCUCCAGUCAGAGCCACCUGAUGUUCUAGAAUCUCUCUUCCAUUUAUUGUUAGAAACAACAAUAAGAAGCACUGGAAUGGCAGACAAUAUCAGCCAGUCACUGACUGCUUUAUCUUGUGCCUGCCUCUUCAGUUUGGUAGUUGCUUGGGGAGAAACAGGCAAGAUUCUACAAGCUGUGUCAGCAAUUCUUACCAGUAAUGGCAGCCAUGCUUGCCAACCUAUUCAGGUGCCAACCAUUCUAAAUGCUCUCCAAAGGAGCGUGCAAGCUGUCUUAGUUGGAAAAGUUCAAAUACAGGACUGGUUCACUAAUGGAAUAAAGAAGGUAGCUUUAAUGCACAAAUGGAUUCUUAAGGAGAUAUUUACAGAUGAAGAUGAUUGGUGUCUAUUGCAGAGUGAUGGCUCAUUCUUGUAUCUGUUGGCUAAAGAUGGACUAUACAAAAUUGGUUCAGGUUACAGUGGGACAGUCAGGGGCCAUGUAUACAACUCUACAUCACGCAUAAGGAACAGGAAGGAUAGAAAGUCAUGGCUGGGGUUCGCACAGGGUUCUCUCCUAUAUAGGGAUUUAAAUAAUCACAAUAUGACAGCGAUAUCCAUAAACCCAGAAACCUUAGAACAAGAAAGCACAGUUAAUCUUCCAGGUUGCCAAGCUGAAGGACAGAAUAUCCUCUUCACAGAUGGAGAAUACAUCAAUCAAAUUACAGCAUCAAAAGAUGAUGGUUUUGUAGUGCGAAUAUAUGCAACAAGCACUGAGCCUGUACUUCAACAGGAGCUGCAGCUCAAGCUAGCCAGGAAGUGUCUACAUGCUUGUGGUCUCUCCUUGUUUGACCUUGAGAAAGAUUUGCACAUUAUAAGUACAGGAUUUGAUGAGGAGUCAGCUGUUGUAUCAGCAGGCAGAGAGUUUGCACUAAUGAAAACUGCUAAUGGAAAGAUGUAUUAUACUGGAAAAUAUCAGAGCCUUGGAAUCAAACAAGGAGGUCCGACCGCAGGAAAAUGGGUUGAACUACCUAUCACCAAAUCACCAAAGAUUGUACAAUUCUCGGUGGGCCAUGAUGGCUCUCAUGCCUUAAUGGUGGCUGAAGAUGGAAGUGUUUUCUUCACUGGCUUAGCUAGUAAAGGAGAGGAUGGUGAAUCAGCUAAAAGCAGACGCCAACCAAAACCUUAUAAGCCAAAGAAAAUGAUCAAAAUGGAAAGUAAAACAGCAGUAUAUACAGCAUGUAACAAUGGGAGUAGUGCUAUCACCACAAAGGAGGGAGAACUGUAUAUGUUCGGCAAAGAUGCUGUUUACUGUGACAGCUCAGGUCUUGUGACCGAGUUGAAGGGUCACUUUGUGACGCAAGUUGCCAUGGGUAAAGCUCAUGCCUGUGUAUUGACUAAGAAUGGAGAAGUUUGGACAUUUGGUGUGAACAAUAAAGGACAGUGUGGACGGGAGACUGGUGCACUCUGUCAAGGUGGGAAAGGUUUCAAUGUGGAAAACAUGGCAACAGCAAUGGAUGAAGAUUUAGAAGAGGAGCUGGAUGAUAAAGAUGAAAAAUCCAUUAUGUGCCCUCCUGGAAUGCAUAAAUGGAAGCUGGACCAGUGCAUGGUUUGCACUGUGUGUGGAGACUGCACAGGUUAUGGAGCCAGUUGUGUCAGCAGUGGGCGACCAGACAGAGUUCCUGGAGGGCUCUGUGGAUGUGGGUCUGGUGAGUCUGGUUGUGCUCUAUGCGGUUGCUGUAAGGCCUGUGCCCGAGAACUUGAUGGACAAGAGGCGAGGCAGAGGGGAAUUCUUGAUGCUGUUAAAGAGAUGAUCCCCUUAGAUCUACUUUUAGCAGGACCUGUCCCACCAGGUGUUAAUAUAGAAGAACAUAUUCAACUAAGACAAGAAGAGAAAAGACAACGGUUGAGUAGAAGGCACAGACUAGAAGAAGUGAGGGGCCCCAUUGUAUUUCCUGGUCCCAUUUAUUUGAACCAUCGAGAACAGGCCAUAGCCAGACUAAGACCCCUUCCAUCAAAGCUAAAGCAUAAACGGGACAAGCAUAAAGAUGCCAAUGGAGAAAGGGGGGAGAAAGACGCCAGCAAAAUUACAACAUAUCCUCCAGGGGCUCUAUGCCUUGAUUAUGAGCUCCAAGCAGUCCAGGUUAGCUGUGGAUUCCAUCACUCAGUGAUUCUGAUGGAGAAUGGCGAUGUAUAUACAUUUGGAUAUGGGCAACAUGGACAAUUGGGACAUGGAGAUGUAAAUUCAAGAGGGGCACCCACUUUGGUACAGGCCUUACCAGCUCCUUGCACCCAAGUAACUGCAGGCAGUAACCACACAGCUCUACUAUUAGCAGAUGGACAAGUCUUCACGUUUGGAAGCUUCUCUAAAGGACAACUUGGUAGACCAAUUUUGGAUAUACCUUUCUGGAACACAAGACCAUCUCCAAUGCCAAAUAUAGGUUCAAAGUAUGGCCGUAAGGCUACCUGGUUAGGUGCGAGUGGAGACCAGACUUUCCUACGCAUUGAUGAGGCACUAAUCAACUCACACGUUUUAUCAACUUCAGAAAUAUUUGCCAGCAGAAGCAUUAUAGGCUUGGUACCUUCAUCCAUAACUGAGCCACCACCCUUUAAAUGUCUGUUAAUCAAUAAGCUGGAUGGAAGCUGCAGGACAUUUAAUGAUUCUGAACAAGAAGACUUACGAGGUUUUGGAGUUUGCUUGGAUCCCGUGUAUGAUGUAAUUUGGAGGUUCAUACCAGGUCCAAAAGAAGUUUGGUGUUAUAAUGCAGUUACUGCAGAUGCCAGGCUUCCUGCAGCAUCUGAUAUGCACAACAGAUGUUGUAUUCUGAGCCCUGAGCUUGCCUUACCUGCAGGGUCUAGAGCAUAUACCACAAGAUCUCAUGGGGCUUUGCACAUUCUAGGUUGUUUGGAUACGUUAGCUGUUAUGCAAGAUCUGAAAAUGGGUGUCACCAACACCGAGGAGGAGAUCCAAGCAGUUACUAAAGUGUAUUCCAAAGAAGACUAUAGUGUGGUUAAUAGAUUUGAAAGCCAUGGAGGUGGAUGGGGAUAUUCUGCUCAUUCUGUGGAAGCCAUUCGCUUUUGUGCGGAUACAGAUAUAUUACUUGGAGGCCUUGGUCUGUUUGGUGGCAGAGGUGAAUACACAGCAAAAAUAAAGCUGUUUGAGCUGGGACCUGAUGGAGGAGAUCAUGAAAUUGAUGGUGACCUGCUGGCAGAAACUGAUGUUCUGGCAUAUGACUGUGCUGCAAGAGAGAAAUAUGCAAUGAUGUUUGAUGAGCCUGUGGUAUUGCAGGCUGGUUGGUGGUAUGUGGCUUGGGCUCGGGUUUCAGGGCCAAGUAGUGAUUGUGGCUCUCAUGGUCAGGCUUCCAUCACCACUGAUGAUGGAGUUGUUUUUCAGUUUAAAAGUUCCAAGAAAUCAAACAAUGGAACAGAUGUGAAUGCGGGUCAAAUUCCACAGUUGCUGUACAGGUUACCAUCAAAUGAUGGAAACUCAGGAAAAGGAAAACAGCAACCAAGUGAGCCAGUGCAUAUUUUGAGAAGAUCAUUUGCAAGGACUGUCUCAGUGGAAUGUUUUGAGUCAUUGCUAAGCAUUCUACAGUGGAGUUGGACAACCCUGGUGUUGGGAGUGGAGGAGCUGCAGGGCUUAAAAGGUUUUCAAUAUACAGCCACUCUGCUGGACUUGGAACGACUAAAGUUUGUUGGGACUUGUUGCCUGCGACUGCUGCGUGUCUACAUCUGUGAGAUAUACCCUAUAUCAGUUGGUACUAAAGCAGUGAUAGAAGAAACAAGCAAGCUAGCAGAAUGUGUUGGAAAGACUCGAUCGCUCCUGAGAAAGAUUUUAUCAGAAGGAAUUGAUCAUUGUAUGCUGAAACUUGACAAUGAUCCCCAUGGCUACCAUUCGCAACCAAAGACGCUAUUGGAAGCUGUUCUUCAGGAAUGCCACAACACAUUUACAGCUUGCUUUCAUUCCUUUUAUCCUACCCCUGGAUUGCAAUGGGCUUGUCUUUGUGACCUGCUUAACUGCCUAGAUCAGGACAUACAGGAGGCUAACUUCAAAACAUCAAGUAGUCGGUUACUUGCAGCAGUCAUGUCUGCAUUGUGCCACUCUUCAGUCAAGCUGACAACAAUCCUUCCCAUUGCUUACGAUGGUGAAGUGUUGCUUCGGUCCUUGGUGAAGCAGAGUAGCACAGAGAAUGAAUCAGCUAUGGUUCACAGAUUUGCCCUAUUAGUGUCUCAUAUGGAGAAACUCAGCCAGAUUGAAGAAAAUAUUACAAGUAUGACCAGUUUCCGAGAAGUUCUUGAAAAGAUGUUGGUCAUUGUAGUGCUUCCAGUUCGAAAAAGUCUUAGAAGAGAGGUCGAACUCUUCUCUCCUCUCCUUGUGUCCAAUACUUGUGGUCUCCUUGCCAGUAUAGUCAGUGAACUCACUGCAUCAGCACUUGGAACUGAGGCUGAUGGAUUAAGUUCCCUUCAUUCUGUGAAAGCCACCCCAAAUCGAUUUGUUAAAACCAGUCAAGGGCGAAGUUGGAACACUGGUAAUGGGUCUCCAGAUGCAAUCUGCUUCUCUGUUGACAAACCUGGGGUCGUUGUGGUAGGCUAUCAUGUAUACGGAGGAGGUGGCAUUCAUGAGUAUGAACUGGAAAUGCUGGUUGAUGAUAGUGAACAUGCUGGUGAUUCAGCACAUUCUCACAGGUGGACUUCCUUAGAACUAGUAAAAGGGACUUAUAGCACCGAUGACUCCUCUAGUGACACAGCAGAAAUCAGAUUAGAUAAAGCAGUCCCUUUAAAGGAAAAUGUCAAGUAUGCAGUUCGUCUAAGGAACUAUGGAAGUCGUACUGCAAAUGGAGAUGGAGGAAUGACAACAGUUCAAUGCCCAGAUGGUGUAACCUUCACUUUCAGUACCUGUAGCCUCAGCAGUAAUGGAACUAAUCAAACUCGAGGUCAAAUCCCUCAGGUACUUUAUUACAGAAGUGAGUUUGAUGGAGAUCUACAAUCACAGCUGCUUAGCAAAGCCAAUGAAGAAGAUAAAAACUGCAGCAGGGCCCUUUCUGUUGUUUCUGCAGUUGUUCGUGCAGCUAAGGAUUUGUUGCACAGGGCCCUGGCUGUAGAUGCGGAAGAUAUUCCAGAACUACUCAGCUCUUCCAGUCUGAUAUCUAUGCUGCUUCCACUUAUUUUGGCUUACAUUGCACCAGUGGCUGCUAAUGUCCCAAAAGCUGCCGUUGAAGUUUUUGGUCUUGUCCAGGAGCUUCUGCCUCCAGUAGCAACAUUGAACCAAAAAUAUGCCCCCCCUGCCUUUAAUCCUAAUCAGUCAACAGACAGUGCAACAGGCAAUCAACCUGAACAAGGCCUCUCUGCUUGUACUACUUCUAACCAUUAUGCUGUGGUGGAGAGUGACCAUCCUUAUAAACCAGCUUGUGUCAGUCAACUAAAGGUAACUUUUCCAGAUUGUGUCAGGUGGAUGACUAUCGAAUUCGACCCACUGUGUGGUACUGCACAGCCAGAAGAUGUGCUCCGUUUGCUGAUUCCAAAUAAAACUUUGCAAAGUUCAGGAUUUGGACCUAAAAGUACAAGCCAUGAUGGUCUAAAUUCAUGGAUAGAAUUGAAAAAAUUUUCUGGUUCCACUGGAUGGCCAACUACAGUCCUUAUUUUGCCAGGAAAUGAUGCUAUUUUCUCUUUGGAGACUGCAUCAGACUAUGUAAAAGACGAGAAGGCCAGUUUUUAUGGUUUCAAGUGUGUUGCUGUGGGUUAUGAAUUCAGUCCUGGACCUGAUGAGGGAAUUCUACAAUUAGAAAAGGAAUUGGCGUACCUUGGAAGUAUGUGUGCAGCGUCACUAAUGAAAAAAGAGCUUGCACUUCCUGUGGGAAAUGAAUUGGAGGAGGAUCUUGAAAUUCUUGAAGAAUCGGCGCUGCAGGUGUGUAAAAACCAUGCCGGUUUAUUAGGAAAGGGACUUGCUUUGUCUCAUUCACCAACUAUAUUGGAGGCACUGGAAGGUAAUCUUCCCCUCCAUCUGCAGAGCAAUGAGCAUUCUUUCUUAGAAGACUUUGUUGCAUGCUUACCUGGGUCCAGUGGUGGACGACUUGCAAGGUGGCUUCAACCGGAUUCUUAUGCAGAUCCUCAGAAAACCUCCCUGAUAUUAAAUAAGGACUACAUCAGAUGUGGCUGGCCUGCUACCAUCACUGUCCAAACCAAGGACCAAUAUGGAGAUAUAGUUCAUGUUCCAAACCUGAAGGUUGAGGUGAAAGCUGUUCCUCUUUCUCAAAAGAAGUCUAUGCAACAGGAGAACACUAAAAAACUGCACCGUAUCCCUGGCAGUCCUCCAACUGUUGUACCAUGUACUGAUCUGACGUUCGGUGGAUUGCCGUCUCCCAAGCUGGAAGUGUCUUAUGAACCAAUGAUAGUUAAAGAAGCUCGGUAUACUGCAAUCACUAUGAUGAAGGCAUACGAAAAUUACUCAUUUGAAGAGCUUCGAUUUGCAUCUCCCACUCCAAAAAGACCAAGUGAAAAUAUGUUAAUUCGGGCUAACAAUGAUGGAACUUACAGUGCCAACUGGACACCUGGAGCUGUAGGUCUUUACACUAUCCAUGUCACGAUAGAUGGGAUUGAAACAGAUGCUGGCCUUGAAGUAGAAGUGAAAGACCCACCCAAAGGAAUGAUACCACCAGGGUCUCAAAUGGUCAAACCAAAAGCUGAACCACAACCAAGCAAGGUCCGCAAAUUUGUGACAAAGGACAGUGCAGGGCUUCGUAUACGUAGCCAUCCCUCUCUCCAGAGUGAGCAGAUAGGCAUAGUGAAGGUCAAUGGAACCAUCACUUUCAAUGAUGAGAUCCAUAAUGAUGAUGGUGUAUGGCUAAGACUGAAUGAUGAGACUGUAAAGAAGUAUGUUCCCAACAUGAAUGGUUACACUGAAGCCUGGUGCCUCUCUUUUAACCAACACCUGGGCAAGAGCCUUCUGGUCCCUGUUGAUGAGCCUAAAUCCGUCACUGAUGAUUACUUCAGAGAAGUAAAUUCACGUCGGUCCCAUGAAGUAGUGUUGAAAGAGCAGGAAAAGAUGUUCCUGCAAGGUGGACCAGGAGUAUAUAAGGUAGUGAAGACUGGGCCUUCAGGGCACAACAUCAGGAGCUGCCCUAACCUUAGAGGUAUCCCCAUUGGAAUGUUAGUUCUUGGGAACAGAGUCAAGGCAUUAGGCGAGGUGGCAAAUCACGAGGGCAUAUGGAUCCAGCUAGAUAAGAACACCAUGGUGGAAUUCUGUGAAAGCGGUGAAGGUGAGGCCUGGUCCUUAGCCAGAGACCGAGGUGGUAACCAAUACCUCAGACACGAAGAGGAACAAGCACUGCUGGAUCAAGCACCUCAAACACCACCACCUAGUCCUUUCAUAGCUCCUGCUUUCAACAGGAGCGCAAGUGGAAACAAUACUCAAGGAUUUGACUACAGUCUUGCAAAUGCCAAAGAUGAAAUCACUGCAGACCUUGGCAUAGGAUCAUUCAAUGAGCCUGGUGAGAAAGGAAGUGUUGUUUCCGGAAGACUAUCUGGAGCCUUUGAUUUGUCGUGCAAACACAAAACUGAAAAUCGAUUGCAGAAAAUUGAAGGUCGGAUCAACAAGGCUGCUGCAGAGCAAACAAAGACAAAAAAUGCAGAAAAUUUGUCUGCAAAUGAAUCCCUUAUGCUUAAAUCAGACACUGCCAAAUUGAGAUCAGACUCUCAUAGUAGAUCCCUUUCUCCAAAUCAUAACACGUUACAGUCACUAAAAACAGACGAGAAGAUCACUGCUGGACUAAGGGCAGAGUCACCAACACCAGGAUCACGUUCAGUGUUGUCAAAACAAAAGUUAUCAUGUGGGAAAGGCAGCCCAUCGAGCCCCAGUUCUCCAAGGCCAUCUUCUCCUCAUGAGCGAAACUUAAUUCAUAAAGCCAACACGGCGACAAAAAUUAGAUUGGAUCCACCACGAGAGAGAUCAAAAUCUGACUCCUACACUUUGGAUCCUGAUACAGUCCGUAAGAAAAAAGUUCCUCUGAUGGAGCCUCUGCGAGGUCGAUCAACUUCACCUAGACCAAAAUUACUCCCCAAGGAGGCAAAAACUGCUGCCAACACCGAGAACAGAACGCCAUCCCCUCAGGUAGUGCAAGAAAAUCUUCACAGUGAAAUAGUUGCGAUUUGUACAUCUAGCACACUGACAACAACCAGUAAUUCAGAUGCAGUUUCUGAAAAAAUAGCUGAAAUGCAGAAUCCUGAUGACUCCUCUCCAAAAGUCCACUUCAGCAUAGGAAAAGCCCCACCCAAAGAAGAGCAGGAAACUAGAUCAUCUCCUAAGAUGAGUCGGAAGAUUACUGGCAGACACACUAGACCCAAGAAGGAGAAAAUGGGAGCCAUUUUCAAGGAUGAAAGUAAUUGUUCUGCUGAACCACCAAAGCAAGCAAUGUCACCGUCUGUUGCAGAAUGUGCUCGUGCAGUAUUUGCAGCUUUCCUGUGGCAUGAAGGGGUUGUCCAUGAUGCAAUGGCAUGUUCAUCUUUCUUGAAAUUCAAUCCGGAUCUCAGUAAAGAGUAUGCGCCAAUGAGAAGCAGUCUUCACAGCCAGCAAGGUAUUGAAGAAAGAGAGACUAAAUUAAAGAAUAGGCAUUCAUUGGAAAUAUCAUCUGCUUUAAAUAUGUUCAAUAUUUCUCCACAUGGUCCAGACAUAUCAAAAAUGGGCAGCAUUAAUAAAAACAAGGUGCUCUCAAUGCUUAAAGAGCCCCCACUGCCUGAAAAAAAUGAAGACGGAAAGUCCGAUUCAAUGGGCUAUGAAACUAUGAGCCAUCAUUCGAUGAAGAAUAGAUCCCCGUUGCCUCUUACUUUGCAGCAUCUUGUUGCCUUCUGGGAGGAUAUCUCAAUGGCAACCAUAAAAGCAGCCACACAGAAUAUGAUCUUUCCUAGCCCUGGUUCAAGUGCCAUCUUGAAGAAAAAAGAAAAUGAAAAAGAUAACAAAAAGAGUAAGAAAGAAAAGAAGAAAAAAGACAAAGCAGAAGCAAGACCCAGAGGAAAUCUUUUUGGAGAAAUGGCACAACUUGCAAUGGGAGGCCCUGAGAAAGACACUAUAUGUGAGCUGUGUGGUGAAUCUCAUCAGUAUCCAGUAACCUAUCACAUGAGACAAGUUCAUCCAGGCUGUGGUCGUUAUGCUGGAGGACAGGGUUAUAAUAGCAUUGGUCACUUCUGUGGUGGAUGGGCAGGGAACUGUGGUGAUGGAGGUGUUGGAGGAAGCACCUGGUAUCUUGUAUGUGAUCGUUGCAGAGAAAAAUACCUCCGGGAGAAACAAGCUGCAGCACGUGAAAAGGUUAAACAAGCCAGAAAAAAGCCUGUACAAGUGAAGACCCCAAGAGCCCUGCCCUCUAUGGAAGCUCAUCAAGUGAUUAAAGCAAAUGCCGUGUUUUUGCUGUCGCUGAGUAGUGCAGCAGAACCAAAUAUUCUUUGUUACCAUACCCCAAGACCUUUUUACUCACACCUUCCAAGUUUGAAAGAAGGCAUCUCUGAUGAUAUGCCCAAUAAAUAUCCAUGCCUUUAUCUACAGACGCUUGCAAGACAGCAUUCAGAGAACUUUCAUGGUUACCAUGAUGAUCAUCUGUUUCAAGAUGAAAUGAGAUACCUUCGUUCCACCUCGGUUCCAGCGCCAUACAUAUCUGUCACUCCAGAUGCCUGCCCUCAUGUAUUUGAUGAGCCUGAAACUAACCUGAAGUCGAUGCCUCCCAGUCUUGAAACAAGCCCAAUAAUGGAAAAUGAUACAGCAAAACGUAGCGUCUUCCAAAGAUCAUACUCCGUUGUUGCAUCAGAAUAUGACAAGCAGCAUUCUACUUCACCAGCCCGUGUGAAGGCUAUUCCUAGGCGAAGAGUUAACAGUGGUGAUGCUGAAGUGGGAUCAUCUCUUCUUCGACAUCCUUCCCCGGAACUAUCUCGUCUAAUCUCAGCACACAGUUCACUGCCCAAAGGGGAACGAAAUUUCCAGUGGCCUGUUCUAGCAUUUGUCAUACAGCAUCAUGAUCUGGAAGGGUUGGAAAUGGCAAUGAAGCACGCACUAAGGAAAUCUGCUUGCAGAGUGUAUGCUAUGGAGGCCUUUAACUGGCUAUUGUGCAGUGUAAUUCAGACAACUGCACUCCACGAUAUUCUGUGGCAUUUUGUGGCAUCCCUGACUCCUGCUCCUUUGGAAUCUGAGGAUGAAGAAGCUGAUGAUAACAAGGUGAACAAAGAGAAUGUAGAACAGGAAAGAGAUACUGGAGUGUGUGAACACCCAUUGUCUGACAUUGUAAUUGCUGGAGAAGCUGCUCAUCCUUUACCUGAAACAUUUCACCGGCUGCUGCAAACUAUUUCGGAUCUGAUGAUGUCUCUACCCAGUGGCAGCUCACUGCAACAAAUGGCUUUACGCUGCUGGAGUCUGAAAUUCAAGCAAUCUGAUCACCAAUUCCUUCAUCAGAGCAAUGUUUUCCACCACAUCAAUAAUAUUCUUUCUAAAUCCGAUGAUGGAGAUAGUGAAGAAAGCUUUAACAUCAGUGUGCAGUCUGGUUAUGAAGCCUUGAAUCAGCAGGAGUCCUGUACAGUAACAUGUUUGAAAGACCUCACUGGAAUUGUUGAUAUUAAGACAUCCAGCAGACCAGCUAUGAUUGGUAGUCUGACGGAUGGAUCAACAGAAACUUUCUGGGAGUCAGGAGAUGAAGACAAGAAUAAAACAAAGAGUAUAACUAUAAAUUGUGUUAAAGGAAUUUGUGUUCGCUAUGUUUCUGUUCAUGUGGACAACUCUCGAGAUUUGGGGAACAAGGUAUCUUCAAUGACUUUCUUUUCUGGAAAAGCAACCGAAGACCUAAGCAGAAUUAAACAAACUGACAUGGAUUCCAGACAUAUGGGAUGGGUAACCAGUGAACUUCCUGGAGGAGGCAAUCAUAUUAUUAAAAUAGAACUCAAGGGUCCAGAGAACACAUUAAGAGUCCGACAAGUCAAGGUUUUAGGAUGGAAAGAAAAUGAAAGCAUUAAAAUUGGUGGACAGAUUUCAGCAAGUGUUGCUCAACAGAAGAACUGUGAAGCAGAGACCCUGCGAGUUUUCCGACUAAUCACAUCACAGGUGUUUGGCAAAUUGAUUUGUGGUGAUGCAGAACCCACACCUGAACAAGAAGACAAAACUAUUUUGUCUUCACCAGAGGGUGAAGAAAAGGCAUCUGAUGCUGAUUUGAAGGAACACAUGGUUGGAAUCAUAUUUAGCAGAAGCAAGCUAACAAAUCUCCAGAAACAGGUAUGUGCACAUAUAGUUCAAGCCAUACGCAUGGAAGCCACACGUGUGCGAGAAGAAUGGGAACACGCCAUAUCUAGCAAGGAAAAUGCAAAUUCUCAACCAAAUGAUGAGGAUGCUUCUUCAGAUGCAUACUGUUUUGAACUGCUGUCUAUGGUGCUUGCUCUAAGUGGUUCCAAUGUUGGAAGACAAUACUUGGCCCAACAGCUCACGUUAUUGCAAGAUCUGUUCUCUUUGUUGCAUACUGCUUCACCCAGGGUACAAAGACAGGUGACAUCUUUACUGCGCCGUGUACUACCAGAAGUGACACCAGUGCGUCUUGCCAGUAUAAUAGGUGUGAAAUCUCUUCCACCAGCAGACAUCAGUGACAUCAUUCAUUCCACAGAGAAAGGAGAUUGGAAUAAGUUAGGAAUUUUGGACAUGUUUUUGGGCUGCAUUUCCAAAGCGCUCACUGUGCAGCUAAAAGCCAAAGGGUGUAAUUUUCCUGGCACGGUUGCUGGGAAGGGUGUAACCACGGUUACGUUACCAUCAGUCUUCAACUCUGGCUCCAUUCGACGAGGUGAAAGCCACUGGUGGAUGAAAGGCUCCACACCCCCUCAAAUUUCAGAAAUAAUAAUUAAACUAAUAAAGGACAUGGCAGCAGGACAUCUAUCAGAAGCCUGGUCACGUGUCACAAAAAAUGCUAUUGCUGAAACAAUUAUUGCCCUAACAAAAAUGGAAGAAGAAUACAGAGUACCUAUUCAAUGUACCACAACAACAAGGUUGUGGCUAGCUCUGGCUUCACUGUGUGUGCUGGAUCAAGACCAUGUUGAUAGACUUUCCUCUGGCAGAUGGAUGGGAAGGGACGGCCAGCAAAAACAAAUGCCCAUGUGUGACAACCAUGAUGAUGGUGAAACUCCAGCAAUUAUCCACUGCAAUGUGUGUGGGAAUCUUUGCACAGACUGUGACCGUUUUCUCCACCUCCACAGAAGGACAAGAACACAUCAAAGACAGGUGUUUAAAGAAGAGGAGGAAGCAAUCAAAGUUGAUCUUCAUGAAGGCUGUGGAAGAACCAAGCUCUUCUGGCUUAUGGCACUUGCAGAUUCAAAAACCAUGAAAGCAAUGGUAGAGUUCAGGGAACAUACGGGCAAACCUGCGUCAAGCAGCUCAGAAGCAUGUCGCUUCUGUGGAUCAAGAAAUGGAACAGAGUUAUCAGCAGUGGGCAGUGUGUGCUCUGAUACAGAUUGCCAAGAAUAUGCAAAGACCGCCUGUGGAAAAACCCAUUCCUGUGGUCAUCCCUGUGGUGGAGUUAAAGGUGAAGAGCAUUGUUUACCUUGUUUACAUGGAUGUGACAAAAAUGCAAUAUGUCUUAAGCAAGAUGCUGAUGACAUGUGUAUGAUCUGCUUUACUGAGGCACUUUCAGCGGCUCCUGCAGUUCAGUUGGACUGUAGUCAUGUUUUCCAUCUACACUGUUGUAGACGAGUUCUUGAAAAUCAGUGGCUUGGCCCAAGAAUAACUUUUGGCUUCAUGGCAUGCCCGAUAUGCAAGAACAAAAUAAAUCAUCUAGUGUUAAAAGAUCUACUUGAUCCUAUCAAAGACCUCUAUGAAGAUGUAAGGAAGAAGGCUCUAAUGAGACUAGAAUAUGAAGGUUUGCAUAAAAGUGAUGCCAUCACUACUCCGGGUGUCCGUUUUUACAAUGAUCCUGCUGGAUUUGCAAUGAAUAGAUACGCUUAUUAUGUCUGCUACAAAUGUAAAAAGGCUUAUUUUGGUGGUGAAGCAAGAUGUGAUGCUGAAGCAGGGCAAGGCGAUGACUAUGACCCACGGGAAUUGAUUUGUGGUGCUUGCUCAGAUGUCUCUAGAGCACAGAUGUGUCCCAAACAUGGUACAGACUUCUUGGAGUAUAAGUGUCGGUAUUGCUGCUCUGUGGCAGUGUUUUUUUGCUUUGGAACAACACAUUUCUGUAAUGCUUGCCAUGACGACUUCCAGAGGAUGACAAGUAUCCCUAAAGAAGAACUCCCCCGUUGUCCUGCAGGUCCAAAAGGAAAACAGCUUGAGGGAGCAGAGUGUCCUCUUCAUGUUGUCCAUCCAGCCACUGGUGAGGAAUUUGCUUUGGGUUGUGGUGUUUGCAGAAAUGCUCACACAUUCUAAGUAUGCAGCAGAGAUGCUCCUUCGCAUUUUCCAGCCUUUUAAUCUUUUCAGUUUCUGAACUGAAGUCAGUAAAUUGAAUUGGCGCACUAUUAUUUGAAUGAAAGAACAACAUGCUGUGCACAGAAAAGAACUUUAUUUUUGUGCACAUACUUAUUGCUGUAAAUGACUCGAGUUUUUCAAAAGGCUUUAAACUUGUGAAGUGUUUGCAUGCUGCCGUUGCAAUCCUCGGCUGUAAGGCAUCACACACCUACACGGUACCUUGACAGAAGAUGCUUUUUCUAAAAGCGAUUGAGAUGUAUGGACAAGGACAGCUUCCAAAUUACAAAUUGAAGAAUUGCUACAAGUACGCAGAGUACGACUUUUGGGUAACCCUGUACAGUAUUCUUGAAAAUUGUAACCACGUCAAGGGUUGAGAGUAUAUUCUUGUUCAUUUGAUAGACUGUUGAGGAUGUUUUAGGACUUGUUGUCUAUGAAUAUCAUAAUGUAUAUAUGGUAUCAGUGUUAGGUGUAUUACAAAGUUGCUACGUUACACUGCAAUUUUCAUUUAAACUUCUAAGGGUUAUGUUUGAGCCUGAAAUUUUAAUGAAGUGCAAUACUGGGUGUGCCUCCUAUCUUGCAGCUGUACACAUAUGGAAUGUAUAUGUCAAUAAAACCGCUGUACAUUUUUA
Molecule: messenger RNA, 15214 nt
Organism: Hemiscyllium ocellatum (epaulette shark)
Lineage: Eukaryota; Metazoa; Chordata; Chondrichthyes; Orectolobiformes; Hemiscylliidae
Gene: mycbp2
Product: MYC binding protein 2
Exons: 84
Coding region: 468-14546 (4692 amino acids)
Cellular component (GO): nucleus
Source: RefSeq, a predicted model, not a curated record